AUGGAGCGUGAAGUGGCUGUGAAACCCACCGAUAGGCCCAUUUCUGGUGGCCAGAAAGCUGCAGAGCUCCCGGGGAAAGUCAGGAUUCGUGAGAAACUCGACGAACUGCUCGGGAAACUCGAUGUCUCGGUUGUUUUUGAAGCUGCAGCGGGCACCAUUGUUGGCCUGCCUCGGGAGAAAACUGACCCCCAGCAGGGAAGGAGUAGCAACUACUUCCGCAUAGACCUCCAGCAAGACCCACAGCCGGGCAAACCCCUCAAUGUCCAGUACCAGGUCUCCACUUCCACUGUGGCCUGUGUACAAGUCGAUCCUAAAGUGAAAGAUCUCGGAGUUUCUGGGGUUCGGGAAGGCUUGAGGAAAAGCCUUGGCAGUGGAUCUUACCCAGUGAAGGGUGAGGAUAACGGCGGUACACCACUGUACAUCUACAGCGUCGAAGUUGUGGAAAAGAAGAAGGAACAAAAGAUGGAGGAGAAAGCGUCGUCGUCUUCAAAAGGGCCAACCAAAGAGGAGAAGAGGGCACAGAGAGAAGCAGAGGAGAAGGAGAGGCAGAGGCGACUACUGGCAUCUCUUGGACAAAAACCACCUAGAAACAACAAACACUGACUGUCCAUAUUUUAAUAGUACUUAUAUGUAGCUGUAUGUCUUGAUGAUCGAUGAGAGUCACGUGACAAAACGCAUAGUUGGCAUGUACAUUCCUGUUCACAACAAGCAUUACCAAGUCAGAAACAGUUUAAGAGCCGAUAGGGUGGUUUAGCCUUGUCCCCAGGCUCUCUCACUAUGAGCACUUCUUUCAUCGUAUGAUCUUUUACCUUUGUCAGAACAAAGGUCAUUGUGACAAUAAUGCUUGCGGGGGAGAGCCCGGGGGAAGAGGCUAAAGGUUGUUCACUCUGUACACAGAUGCAUUGUGGAGUGGGACGGUAUAUAAAAAGCACUGCAGUCACAUGACUUGUAUACAUUGUGUGCUUAAGCAUUAUUCACACACAUUGUCAUUCUUUAAUUUUCACCUUUGGCACUCUAAAGCAUAUACAUAGUUGUCUUUUAAAAACACAGCUUGGAAAAAGGGGUGGAUUCCGUGAUGGAUGUGUGGGAUACUAGACAGCCUAUUAGGCAUAGAUCAAAUUCUGCAAAGGAUCUUCCAGCAAGAGGAAGAUUAGCUUCACAGCUCGAAUUGUUGCUUAACCAUGGAAAGUUCACAAAUAUUUUUGAAGCUUCUGUUGGAACAACUAUUGUUGGCUUACUUCGGGAAUCUACAGAUCCUCAAGGAAGACCUGAUAAUUACUUUCGAAUUGAUUUCCAAAGGGUUACUGCUGAAGGAUAUUUGAAUAUCCAUUAUCAAGUGUCCAACCACACUGUCGCGUGUGUUCUAGUUGAUCCGCAGGUCGAAAACUGUGCUAAUGGACUUGAGAAAGUUCAAGAGGCAAUGAAAUUAAGUUUCAAUAGUGGCACAUAUCCAACAAGAGGCAAGCCAAAUGGUGGACUCCCCAAUUACAUAUAUCAGAUCGAUGUCAUUAAGCUAAAAAAUGUGGCUAGAUAUACUUCAAAAAGGGGUAAGAGAAACAAAAAGUCUUCUAAACAUGAUAUUAUACUACGCCAAAGGAAGCCAAGGAAAAUUAAUAAGCUUGUUGAUGAUGGAGUGGAUCUCAAAGAUAAGAUCAGUCGUUUAAAUGAAGAUAUUGAGGGAGCCAUGCAAAGCAUUUACAAAAAAAUAUUUUUGAAGCAAGUUGUUGCAACACUCCUUAAAAAUGUUCCUAUGUUGGGGUUAAUUGUUGGGCUAUUGCUUGUAUUGUAUCGGUGUAACCGUGGUGAAUACAAGAGAUCAUUGUGCGAAGUACUCUCCGGUGCAUUUAGCUUGGUACCACCAUUCGGUAUUGUAGCAUCAAUUGCAAUCGAUGGUGCAAUAUUGACCACAGAUAUUAUAGAGUCAGAAGAUAAUAAAAAAGAUUAUGAAGAAUGAAAGCGCUAUUAAUUAUGCUGAACAGCAGUUAGCUGAUGUUCAAGCAAGAAUGAAAUCUCUUGGUAUGACUGAUGGUGAAAUUGAGGAGCAUUUUUCAAAACAGAGUCAUAACACACCAACGAUGAUUGAAACUGAAACUAUAGAGACAAAAACCGUAACUUACCGCCGCCGCCGCCGUUUCCUGAUAUAUAACUGACAGACCUUCUAAAAUAAUAAUCUAGUCUGCAUGUCUUAUGAUAUUAUAAUA
Geodia barretti is the source of this 2201-nucleotide messenger RNA. The record is from the annotation of a GenBank genome assembly. NCBI's taxonomy places the organism in Eukaryota, Metazoa, Porifera, Demospongiae, Tetractinellida, Geodiidae.